Tinamus guttatus (white-throated tinamou) is the source of this 2057-nucleotide messenger RNA. The record is from RefSeq and is a predicted model, not a curated record. NCBI's taxonomy places the organism in Eukaryota, Metazoa, Chordata, Aves, Tinamiformes, Tinamidae.
GGACUGAGAUUCUGUUGGCAUGCUGAUUUUCAAGCUGAUAUCUCUUUCACGGCUAAGGAAAUUUGGAGAGCGACCUCAACCUAAGCGGCUCACUAGGGAAGCAAUGCGAAAUUACCUAAAGGAGCGAGGUGAUCAAACAGUGCUAAUACUCCAUGCGAAAGUUGCGCAAAAAUCAUAUGGAAAUGAAAAAAGGUUCUUUUGUCCCCCUCCAUGUGUAUAUCUCAUGGGCAGUGGAUGGAAGAAAAAAAAAGAGCAGAUGGAAAGAGAUGGUUGCACUGAGCAAGAAUCCCAACCAUGCGCCUUCAUUGGAAUAGGAAACAGUGACCAAGAAAUGCAGCAGCUGAACUUGGAAGGAAAGAACUAUUGCACAGCCAAAACAUUGUACAUAUCUGACUCAGACAAGAGAAAGCACUUCAUGUUAUCAGUAAAAAUGUUUUAUGGCAAUAGUGACGACAUUGGUGUGUUCCUCAGUAAACGGAUCAAAGUCAUCUCCAAACCUUCUAAAAAGAAACAGUCACUGAAAAAUGCAGAUUUAUGUAUUGCAUCAGGGACAAAAGUGGCACUAUUUAAUAGACUUCGAUCCCAAACAGUUAGCACCAGAUAUUUGCACGUAGAAGGCGGUAAUUUCCAUGCCAGUUCACAACAGUGGGGAGCAUUUUACAUUCACCUCUUGGAUGAUGAUGAAUCAGAAGGAGAAGAGUUCACAGUGAGAGAUGGCUACAUUCAUUACGGGCAGACUGUCAAACUUGUAUGCUCAGUUACUGGCAUGGCACUCCCAAGACUGAUAAUUCGAAAAGUGGAUAAACAGACAGCAUUGUUAGAUGCAGAUGAUCCAGUAUCGCAGCUCCAUAAAUGUGCAUUCUACCUUAAGGACACUGAGAGAAUGUAUUUGUGCCUUUCCCAGGAGAGAAUAAUCCAAUUUCAAGCCACUCCAUGCCCAAAAGAACCAAAUAAAGAAAUGAUUAAUGAUGGAGCUUCUUGGACAAUCAUUAGCACAGAUAAAGCAGAAUACACGUUUUAUGAGGGGAUGGGACCUGUCCAUGCUCCAGUAACACCUGUGCCUGUUGUAGAAAGUCUUCAAUUGAACGGUGGUGGGGAUGUAGCAAUGCUCGAACUUACGGGACAGAACUUCACUCCAAAUUUACGUGUCUGGUUUGGGGAUGUGGAAGCAGAAACCAUGUACAGAUGUGCCGAGAGCAUGCUCUGUGUCGUUCCGGAUAUUUCUGCCUUCCGAGAGGGUUGGAGGUGGGUCCGCCAGCCAGUGCAGGUGCCAGUAACUUUGGUCCGUAACGAUGGCAUCAUCUACUCCACCAGCCUUACCUUCACAUACACCCCGGAGCCCGGGCCCCGGCCCCACUGCAGCGCUGCUGGCGCAAUCCUCAGAGCCAACUCGAGCCUCAUGGCCUCCAGCGACACAAGCACAAACAGCGAGGGAGGUUACACAAGCGUCAGCACGAACCCAACCAGCGUCACAUCGUCGACAGCAACUGUGGUUUCCUAACUACCGUUGUUGGUUUGGACUUUAGCUGACUUUUAAGUGCUACGUUCAAGAGAGCUGAACAAUUUUUGUGGUUUCGUGGGAAAACGCCUUUCCGUUUUAGGUGAUGUUAUUUGAACCUUGUUACCUGCAAGUGCUGAUCUUAAAUAUAGAAGCCACAAUAAAAAAAAAAAAAAAAACAUCCGAAACAUUAGAACUUUAUUGAAAAUCUAUUUUUCAGCUGUUUUUUUUUUAAUGGGCAAGAAAUAAAAAUGUGGCUGGGAUACAUGUUGAGCAAACUAGAAAACAUGACACAGCGUAGUUUUUAUGGACCAAGGAACUUGUAUAAGCUUUAGUAUAAAAGGUACAUUUUCACCAUACCUUUUUUGUAUCACAACAUAUAGUACACUUUUGUUACCAAAUAGUUUAUAUUUUUUUUUCCUCCGAGCUCUUGCUCUGAAGUAUAUUCAGGUUCCAAGCCUGACCAUGCUUGUAUAAUCUAAUUACCAUACUCUUCCAGUUUAAAAAAAUAUAUAUAUUUUUGGUCUGUGGCUGGAACUGUUCCUUUUUUUAAACUGAA